Poecilia latipinna (sailfin molly) is the source of this 3055-nucleotide messenger RNA. It is a transcript of the gene ssbp2a, whose product is annotated as single stranded DNA binding protein 2a. Lineage: Eukaryota; Metazoa; Chordata; Actinopteri; Cyprinodontiformes; Poeciliidae. Bases 4 to 1200 code for a protein of 398 amino acids. The record is from RefSeq and is a predicted model, not a curated record. Gene Ontology annotation, cellular component: nucleus. The transcript has 17 exons. Gene Ontology annotation, biological process: positive regulation of transcription by RNA polymerase II. Gene Ontology annotation, molecular function: single-stranded DNA binding; protein binding.
UUUAUGGGGGAGGAAACAGCGGCUGUGAGGGAAGUUCAUGAGCGGCCGGGGGGCAGUCACACACUGAGCUGCGGCAGGGGAGGGCGCAAGGAGACUCACUCAGCUGCACGGAGCUCUGUGCCCAGCGCUCUGCAAGCGCUGGAAAGUUCACCGCUUCCUUUAUUUGAGAAAAGGUUGGCUCUUUACGUGUAUGAGUACCUGCUGCAUGUAGGAGCACAGAAGUCGGCACAGACCUUUCUCUCAGAGAUCCGAUGGGAGAAGAACAUCACGUUAGGAGAACCUCCAGGGUUCCUCCAUUCAUGGUGGUGUGUUUUCUGGGACCUUUACUGUGCAGCUCCAGAGAGGAGAGACACGUGUGAACACUCCAGUGAAGCCAAGGCCUUCCAUGACUACAGUGCUGCUGCAGCUCCCAGCCCGGUUCUAGGGAACCUUCCCCCAGGAGAGAGCUUGCCAGUGGGGCCGGUUCCUCCAGGAUUUUUUCAGCCCUUCAUGUCGCCUCGAUACCCUGGAGGACCCAGGCCGCCCCUCAGACUACCCAAUCAGGGCCUUGGAGGAGUUCCAGGUAGCCAGCCUAUGUUACCUACCGGGAUGGACCCCACAAGACAGCAAGGGCAUCCAAGCAUGGGAGGACCGAUGCAGAGGAUGACUCCACCUAGAGGCAUGGUACCUCUGGGGCCCCAGAACUACGGAGGUGGGAUGAGACCCCCGCUGAAUGCUUUGGUGGGUCCUGGGAUGCCUGGUAUGAGCAUGGGACCUGGAGGUGGGAGACCCUGGCCAAAUCCUCCAAAUUCAAACUCUACUCCCUACUCGUCUGCAUCCCCAGGCAGCUAUGUGGGACCUCCAGGAGGAGGGGGUGCACCUGGAACCCCAAUAAUGCCGAGUCCAGCAGAUUCAACCAACUCUGGUGACAACAUGUACACCAUGAUAAACACAGUCCCUCCUGGUGGAAGCCGGCCGAAUUUCCCAAUGGGAGGCGGGAGCGACGGACCACUGGGGGGAAUGGCAGGGAUGGAGCCGCAUCACAUGAAUGGAUCUUUAGGGUCCAGCGACAUGGACAGUCUCUCCAAGAACUCUCCUGGUAACCUAAGUAUGAGCAACCAACCAGGGACGCCCAGAGAGGACGGAGAGAUGGGGGGAAACUUCCUUAAUCCAUUUCAGAAUGAAAGUCAGUAUUCUCCGAACAUGACGAUGAGCGUGUGAAGACUCAGAAAGCAGGUUUUUCUCAGUCGCUCACAAACCUGUCUUUGGGGAAAUCCAGAUGAUGAAGCAGAGAGACACGAUUUGACAUCCUUAGGCCAGUGACUCAUCGUUCUCCCACCUCCCGACCUCCAGGCGCCCCGUUACCCCAAACCCUGUGUGGUUUCUGCCCGUGUCUCUUCUUUUCCGUUUCUUCAAAGUGAUGACUCUGCAUUCAUCAGUUCUUCCUCUUACAACUACGAGGCUGUACAAAGGAAACCAACUGAAUGGAGCAAGAGGGAGAACUCUUUGUAUAUUUACAUCCGAUGUGUCUGGAGCAGCAUAUGCACAUCCAACAAGUGACUGAUAGAAUACAUUCUACUGAAGAUCAUUGAAAACAAACCACAGUAUCCAGAAUGUUGUUUCCAUUUUAAUUUAUCUAACUGUUAAACAUUUUUUCAGCUUUUUUUUUUUUUCUAUGAUAAAUUCUGUUUUGUAUUACAGCAUAAAUGCAAACCCACUGCAGUCACAAGCCUCUUAGCCUUAUUUCAGUCUUUUUGUGUCUAUUUAUUUGUGCUUUGAAGAAAUGCGUUUGGAUAUUUUCUGAACUCGACCACAAAUAUGGCACGCAUCCUUCGGUUCGUCUCACCGAAACAGGUCAAAUGAGAGAAGAUUACAAUCAGCAAUGAUCCAAAUUUUCAUUUCAACACACUCUCUGAAUAUAAUUUUCUAACGACAACUAUCAGUCACUAUGGAAACGAAAGACUGCCACCUUUACUUUCUAUUCCCUUUUUUUAUAUAUAUCCACUUGACCUCUAUGUAAUGGAUCAUGUUAUGCUUUGAUUAAUUCAUUUGUAAAGGAAAAAAUAGUAAUUUGGAAGAGCAGCAAAGAUAAUUGAUCAUAGUUUUGAGGCAAUACUACUGUGCAGUCAGAAAGUUGUCACUUGCUUUCCAAGCGAGGGGAUUUGGCCUCUUUCUGUAUUUAACUGAAAAUCAUUGUUGUGAUGUAACUCAUGAGCUGAAUCCUCAAAGUGUCGGGCUGUGGGCUCUGUUCACCUGCAAUACAACAUUUGAACAAGAGUUGGUAAAAACCUAUACUGUCUUUUCUUCAGUGAAAGCAACUAGACCUUGCAUAUAUAUAUACAUAUAUUUUUGUGGAUUCUCUGACCUCUCCUGCUUUGAAUAUUUUGCUUCACAGUAUUCCUGCAUCUACAUCCUGGAACCACAGAAUGCACAGUGGGUCUAAUUCUCUGUAUUCAGCUAAGACACGGAUGAAUGGCAAAUGUCGAUCUCAGAACGCACUGACUACUCCUGAAUAAUUGUCAUCCGGUUAAACUGUGAUUUUAAUAUGAUUUUAAAAUGUGAUUUGGUACAGAAAGCUAAAAGCUUGUUUUGACUCAUUUAAAAAAAUAAAUAAAUACUUUCCAGUGCCCAUGAUUCCCACUAUGUACAAAGGUCAAUAUUUGUGUGAACAUGCUCCUUUCCAUGCUUCAACAUGUACAGGUCACAAAUGUAGCUCCUCUCUCUUGUAUGUGUAUUUGAUGUAAUUAUUAUUUGAAUGUUACUCUGCAGAGAAUCACUGAAGUGGGAGGAAUGGACUGAUAAGCCACCAUCACAGCUGAAAAGAGACAUUUUAAUCUUUUUUUUUUUUUGCGUGUGUGUGUGUGUAUGCGUGCGUGUGUUAGACUGAAGCCAUAAAGUGGGAGUACAAGAAGAUAAGUUUGUAAAUUAAAUUGCAUUUCUGUUUUGUGACGCUACAUGGGACUUCAUUUGUGAUGUGUUCAUUUUUCUCUUUUUUAUUCUUGUAUUAUGUUUUUGUAAAUAAGCGGAGAAGUUUCAUGGGUUUCGAAUUUGCUGGUAUAAAGCUUCUCUUCCCUUA